Messenger RNA from Indicator indicator, 2591 nucleotides. It is a transcript of the gene LRRC8D, whose product is annotated as leucine rich repeat containing 8 VRAC subunit D. Bases 21 to 2591 code for a protein of 856 amino acids. The record is from RefSeq and is a predicted model, not a curated record. Gene Ontology annotation, molecular function: protein binding. The transcript has 2 exons. Lineage: Eukaryota; Metazoa; Chordata; Aves; Piciformes; Indicatoridae.
GAAGCACAGCCUGAUCAGGAAUGUUCACCCUUGCAGAAGUUGCAUCGCUCAAUGACAUCCAGCCAACCUAUCGUAUCUUGAAACCAUGGUGGGAUGUGUUUAUGGAUUAUCUAGCUGUUGUUAUGUUAAUGGUUGCCAUUUUUGCUGGAACCAUGCAGCUGACCAAAGACCAGGUGGUCUGCUUGCCCGUUUUGCAGUCUACUGUAAAUUCAAAAGCACAACCUGGCAUGUCAGGGAAGGCUGACUUCACCACUGUCGAAACAACCACUGGUCAAGGAGAAGACAUGUCAACGAGAACGGUUUCCUUUGAAAGUGCACCUACUGUAACACCUGACAUACCUCUGAGCAGACCUGCCUCUGAUCAGUCUCAACCUCCUGAGUCAGGCCAGGAGCUGAAGAAGGAGCAGAAAGAUUCUUCAGGCCGUAAAACAAAUUUGGAUUUUCAGCAAUAUGUAUUUAUUAAUCAGAUGUGCUACCAUUUGGCUCUUCCUUGGUAUUCAAAGUAUUUUCCCUAUCUGGUUCUCAUCCAUACUAUCAUUUUAAUAGUCAGUAGCAAUUUUUGGUUCAAGUAUCCCAAGACUUGCUCAAAAAUUGAGCAUUUUGUGUCUAUAUUAGGGAAGUGCUUUGAGUCCCCAUGGACUACAAAAGCAUUGUCUGAAACGGCAUGUGAAGAUUCGGAGGAGAACAAACAGAGGUUAACUGGUGCCCAGUCCCUGUCCAAGUAUGUCUCCACUAGCAGCGAUGAAGGAAGCCCAAGUGCCAACACUCCCAUGAUAACAAAGUCUGGCUUCAAAUUUUCAGCUGAUAAGCCAAUGAUUGAGGUUCCCAGUGUCACUAUUUUAGAUAAGAAAGAUGGAGAGCAAGCCAAAGCGCUGUUCGAGAAAGUCCGCAAGUUCCGUGCUCACGUGGAAGACAGUGAUCUGAUCUACAAGCUCUAUGUUGGCCAGACCAUCAUCAAGACUGUCAAGUUCAUAUUUAUUCUCUGCUAUACUGCAAACUUUGUCAACACUAUUAGCUUUGAACACAUCUGCAAUCCGAAAGUGGAGCACUUGAUCGGCUACACACAGUUUGAAUGUACGCACAACAUGGCUUACAUGUUGAAGAAGUUGCUUAUUAGCUAUAUUUCCCUCAUUUGUGUCUAUGGUUUUAUCUGUCUCUACACGCUCUUCUGGCUGUUCCGAAUACCUUUGAAAGAAUAUUCCUUUGAAAAGGUCAGAGAAGAGAGUAGCUUCAGCGAUAUUCCUGACGUCAAAAACGAUUUUGCGUUUCUCUUGCAUAUGGUAGAUCAGUACGACCAGCUGUAUUCUAAGCGAUUCGGUGUCUUUUUGUCAGAGGUGAGUGAGAACAAACUCCGGGAGAUCAGUUUAAACCACGAAUGGACUUUUGAAAAGCUGCGGCAGCACGUUUCCCGCAAUGCCCAAGACAAACAGGAGUUGCAUCUCUUCAUGCUGUCGGGGGUCCCCGAUGCAGUGUUCGACCUGACGGAUCUGGAUGUUUUGAAGCUCGAGCUGAUUCCCGAAGCAAAGAUACCGGCAAAAAUUUCUCAGAUGACCAAUCUUCAGGAGCUUCAUCUGUGCCACUGCCCUGCAAAGGUCGAGCAGACUGCCUUCAGCUUCCUCCGGGACCACUUGAGAUGCCUUCAUGUAAAAUUCACAGAUGUUGCAGAAAUUCCCGCAUGGGUGUAUUUGCUCAAAAACCUCCGUGAAUUGUACUUGAUAGGCAACUUGAACUCUGAAAACAAUAAAAUGAUAGGGCUUGAAUCUCUCAGAGAGUUGAGACACCUUAAAAUUCUCUAUGUGAAGAGCAAUUUGACCAAAAUUCCCCCCAAUAUCACAGAUGUGGCACCACAUCUGACAAAGCUAGUCAUUCUGAAUGACGGCACUAAGCUCGUGGUACUCAAUAGCCUUAAGAAGAUGACUAAUGUUGCAGAGUUGGAACUGCAGAACUGUGAACUGGAGAGAAUCCCCCAUGCCAUUUUCAGCCUCUCUAACUUGCAGGAACUGGAUUUAAAGUCAAAUAGCAUACGCACAAUUGAAGAAAUCAUUAGUUUCCAGCACUUAAAAAGAUUGACUUGUUUAAAGCUGUGGCACAAUAAAAUAGUUAACAUUCCUUCCUCCAUUACUCACAUAAGGAAUUUAGAGUCUCUUUAUCUCUCCAAUAACAAACUCGAAUCCUUACCAGCUGCAGUGUUCAGUUUACAAAAACUUAGGUGUUUAGAUGUAAGCUACAACUCAAUUGCAUUGAUUCCAGCAGAAAUAGGUUUGCUUCAAAAUCUGCAGCAUUUCUACAUCACAGGAAACAAAAUCGACACUUUGCCAAAACAGUUGUUUAAAUGUGUUAAAUUGAGGACUUUGUGUCUGGGACAAAACUGUAUUACCUCAAUCCCAGAUAAAGUUAGUCAACUGUUGCAGCUGACUCAUCUGGAACUGAAGGGAAACUGCUUGGAAUAUCUGCCAGCCACUCUGGGGCAGUGUCAGCUUCUCAGGAAAAGCGGGCUCGUGGUGGAAGAUCAUCUUUUUGACACUUUGCCCUCAAAAGUUAAGGAGAUGUUGAAUCAAGACACAAGCAUUCCUUUUGCUAAUGGGAUUUAG